AUGGCGGACGCUUCAGAGGACCGUCCUGACAUCCCCGAUCGCAAACAGCGAAAGUCGGUCGUAUUCAACUCAGAGGCCAUCGUUGUCGAAGCAGACGGCAAAGUCACCACCAUGGCGUCCACCGAAGAGCCCAAGGAUACCGCCCAGUCCCAUUCUCCCAGUACGCCGCCGUUGUCUGCCGCCCUUGGCGCUUUUACUGACCCCAGCCAAGCCCCCGCCGACGAUGCGCCCGCCGACGAGCCUGGCUUGGACCUCUCCUCCAUGAAGAAGAAGAAGAAGAAGGUCAAGGCCCCCGAGGAGGCCGACGGAGCCGAGGCCCCGGAGGUUGGCGAGGACGGGCUGGCUCUGCCCAUGAAGAAAAAGAAGAAGAAGAAGGUCACCAAGGACGAGGCCGACGAGCUGGCUGCCAAGAUCGCCGCCCUCGAGGUCGACAAGGAGGGUGGCGAGGACGAGGCCGAGGUCGAGCAGGAGGAGCAGUCCGGCGACAUGGACCAGGGCACCGGCAUCUGGCAGCAUGACGAGACCAAGGCCAUCAGCUACGACCUGCUGCUCAGCCGCUUCUUCAGCCUGCUGUCCCAGAAGAACCCCGACCACGCCUCGAGCGGUUCCCGCAGCUACAAGAUCCCCCCGCCCCAGUGUCUGCGUGAAGGCAACAAGAAGACCAUCUUCGCCAACAUCCAGGAGAUCUGCAAGCGCAUGAACCGGACGUCGGAGCACGUGGUCCAGUACCUGUUCUCCGAGCUGGGUACCAACGGUUCCGUCGACGGCAGCAACAGAUUGGUCAUCAAGGGUCGUUUCCAGCAGAAGCAGAUUGAGAACGUGCUGAGGAAAUAUAUCCUUGAAUAUGUCACGUGCAAGACUUGCAGAUCGCCCAUCACCGAGCUCAACAAGGGAGAGAACCGUCUGUACUUCUUGACCUGCAACUCGUGCGGUUCUCGCCGCUCCGUCCAGGCUAUCAAGACUGGUUUCUCUGCCCAGAUCGGCAAGAGAAGAAAGAUGCGUGCUUAA
Molecule: messenger RNA, 1008 nt
Organism: Neoarthrinium moseri
Lineage: Eukaryota; Fungi; Ascomycota; Sordariomycetes; Amphisphaeriales; Apiosporaceae
Exons: 3
Coding region: 1-1008 (335 amino acids)
Biological process (GO): formation of cytoplasmic translation initiation complex; formation of translation preinitiation complex; translational initiation
Cellular component (GO): eukaryotic translation initiation factor 2 complex
Molecular function (GO): translation initiation factor activity; translation initiation factor binding; mRNA binding
Source: RefSeq, a predicted model, not a curated record